AAGAUUAAAGCAAAUGCAAAAAUGAAUAGCAGUUGGUGGUUUUUGUUCCUAUUGGUGGUUUUUGUAUAUAGAUAAAAAUUCCAUUCAAUCAAAACCAAGGUAUUAACUUUUUUUUUUAAUACCUGUAGAACUUUCCAGCAGGCAAAGCUUUUUAUCUUUCAUUCUAUUUAUCUGUUUAUUGUUGUAAUUGGUAUCAAAGCACCGUUGCCUUUAAAGUGCCUUUAAGGUGCAUUGUCAAAGCCAUUUUUUGUUAUAUAUUAACCUUUGUAUGUGCCUUUGAAAAUCUAUCUAUCAUCAGAACCUGUACGACUUGUCGGUUUUACAACCUAACUAACUAACUCUAGUUAGUAGCUAACUAACUAAUUACUAACUGUCUAACUAACGGACUGCUGUCUAACUGCUGUUUAACUGUGUAUGUGGAAUAAACCUUCAGAAAGACAGUGGAGUUGUACCCGCCGUACUUGUUCUGGUUACCCUUUCCAGAAGGGAGUAUUGAGCUGAAAGGUCCAGUCCAGUAAAAAUCUGGACAAUACCGUAUUGAUCGAUAGUGAUCGAAGAUGCCGUGUCUGGAGUCUCCAGUGUUUUACCUCAGUUGGUCUCUGGUCGUCGGGGGCGCGCUCUACUUUUGGCAGCAGACGCGCGUGCACACGCCGUACGGUCGUUACACGUGUGAGCGCACGCGCUGCUGUUCGGCCAGACUGGGCUGGUUCCUGCAGGAGGUUCCGUCUCUGCUGGUGCCGCUGCUGCUGCUGCUGCUGCAGGAGGAGGAGACCGGGACCAGCACCGGGACCAGCACCGGGACCAGCACCGGGACCAGCACCGGGAGGACGCUGCUGCUCUGCACCUUCAUGCUUCAUUAUUUCCACAGGAGUUGUAUCUACGCCUUCCUGACCAGAGGAAGGCCCCUCCCCCUGACGACGGUCGUCCAGGCGGCCAUCUUCUGCUCUGUGAACGGUUUCCUGCAGAGUCACCACCUGCUGCACUGCACACACUUCCCUCACAGCUGGAGCAGCAGCGCUCGGCAGGCUGGAGGUUUCCUUCUGUUUGUCGUCGGUCUGAGCAUCAACAUCCACAGCGACCACAUCCUACGCAACCUGAGGAGACCUGGAGAGGUGGUCUACAGGAUCCCCCACGGUGGGAUGUUUGAGUUUGUGUCGGCUGCAAACUUCUUCGGGGAGAUCGUGGAGUGGUGUGGUUACGCUGUAGUGGCGUGGACCUUCCCUGCCUUUGCCUUUGCGUUCUUCAGUGCCUGCUCCAUCGGGCCCAGAGCGUUCCACCACCACAGAGACUACCAGCGGCGGUUUGAAGACUAUCCUCGCUGCAGGAAAGCUCUGAUCCCCUUCAUACUUUGACCCUGAGGUGGGAGGAGCCUGAGGUGGGAGGAGCCUGAACGUCACCACAGUGUUCAUGUUUUCACGGCAUGAAUCAAUGAAUAAACUGGGACUGAACGGACACUCACCCUCUCACAUUUCACACCAAUAAUUACUCCACCAAUAAUUACGAUGUCAUAGUUCAGUGGUGAGCACAUGAGGAAGUGCCCCGCCCUGCUGGCUGCCAUUCAUACUGCAUGUGUCCUCAAAAUAUUAAUAAAAAAUAGAUUUGUUUUUUUA
Solea solea (common sole) is the source of this 1610-nucleotide messenger RNA. RefSeq names its product steroid-5-alpha-reductase, alpha polypeptide 2a (gene srd5a2a). Gene Ontology annotation, cellular component: membrane. The record is from RefSeq and is a predicted model, not a curated record. Gene Ontology annotation, molecular function: 3-oxo-5-alpha-steroid 4-dehydrogenase activity. The transcript has 6 exons. Gene Ontology annotation, biological process: steroid biosynthetic process. Bases 558 to 1352 code for a protein of 264 amino acids. NCBI's taxonomy places the organism in Eukaryota, Metazoa, Chordata, Actinopteri, Pleuronectiformes, Soleidae.